UUUUUAGACUGCAACCCACACUCUAGUCUACUACCCAUUUUAGUGAAAAAUCAUUAUCAGGUUAAACCCACUUCUUCUCCUAGUUUGUUUCUUUCGAGCUCUCUCUUUUGGCAGAGGAAUGGCGGCGAGGAACGCAUUACUCAAGUACCUGAGGGUGAAUACUCAUUCCGUGCCACUUCAAAACCCUGGAGCCGGCCUCCGUGGGGCGCUGUCGCGGCUCAUCAGCAGCCGCCACUUAUGUGCGGAAGUGAAGGGCUCAUUCCUUGACAAGUCUGAGGUCAUGGAUCGUGUUCUCAAUUGCGUGAAAAAUUUCCAGAAAGUCGAUCCCUCUAAGGUUACCCCAAAUGCGCAUUUCCAGAAUGAUCUCGGGUUAGAUAGCUUAGACACGGUCGAAAUUGUGAUGGCUCUCGAAGAAGAGUUUGGAUUUGAGAUUCCGGACAAUGAAGCAGACAAAAUCAACUCCAUCAAUCUUGCCGUUGACUUCAUUGCAUCUCACCCGCAGGCAAAAUAAUGGAACAAUGAGUCUUGUCUGCAGAUUUUUAUGUUUGAAUUUCUUUAUUUCUUAGAAAAAGGAAAACUGAUCUUCCUAGUUCAAAUAUCAAAUCUCCUUUUUUAAAUGUACGUCGGAUUUGUGCUAGAGUUUAUUUUGAUCCUAAGAGCUCUAUUGCUCUGUUGCAUAAUUCCCGGUGAUGGAAACUACUGGUACGUAUAAUGACUAAUGAUUUGCAUUCUCAUAUAGACUUGUAUUGGUUGAUCGAUUUCUCUUCCAAUCGAUAUGGAAAAUUUUAUAAUAAUUCAUUCAGUUACAUUUUGAUUGCA
Messenger RNA from Olea europaea var. sylvestris, 819 nucleotides. Its product is annotated as acyl carrier protein 2, mitochondrial. The record is from RefSeq and is a predicted model, not a curated record. Gene Ontology annotation, molecular function: acyl binding; acyl carrier activity. The transcript has 2 exons. Gene Ontology annotation, cellular component: mitochondrion. Lineage: Eukaryota; Viridiplantae; Streptophyta; Magnoliopsida; Lamiales; Oleaceae. Gene Ontology annotation, biological process: fatty acid biosynthetic process. The coding region runs from base 119 to 511 and encodes 130 amino acids.